CACCGAAAAUUAAGUUAUAAGAAGAGACACGCGACGACAGUUAUAAUAAAGUGAUUUCGAUGACUUAACAGCCUGUCACUUAUGACCACCAGCCUUCAACAAUAAACCUGACCCGUCAGAAUGCCGGAUGAUCGAUAACAUUCGAGCCUUUUAUUUCAAUUGUUUAUUCAAAGUCAUACUCACGGCGAUAUUGACCGAGCGGGUACUUAAGAAAUAAUAGUUGCAACUAUAGAAAGCGGAAAAGUCAGUUACAAUAAAACAGUCAUGGAUUGUUCAGUGGUUGUGAUGUUUGCUCUGCUGACAUUGCAAAUAUUUUCGGUUAUCGAUAUUAUUGUGUCACUAGUCACAGGGACUAUGUAUGUCAAUAAUGGAAGCUUGACCAGUCAAAUACAAAUGUUGACAACGUGUGUGCUGAGUUUAACAAGUUUAAGUUUGACCUUACUACAAACCAAAAACUUAAGGAGGUUGCGUAGAUAUCACGACAAAUUUGACAGAGUAUAUCUGAUUCAAAGUAGACAAACAAUAGAACGCCGUGGAAGUAUAUGGGUGUUAUGCUUAGCGGCUGUACAUUUCAUUCUUAAGUAUAUACAAAUAUUGGAGUUUAUUAACGAUAAAUGGUACAACUUAGUAGUGACGACUGUAAUACAGACAAUGUCGGUUACAGCCAACUGUUAUGUCACAAAUAUUUUUAUGAACAAUGUACUUUUAACGAAAAGGCUACUGCAUGUAUUAAUUAAUAAAAUUAUAAAUUUAUACGGUCUAUCAUCAUCGAGCCAUUAUGUUCAUAAUGAUUUUUCAACUAUACGAUCAAUGUAUUUAGAUAUACAUAAGACUUGCAUAAUAAUCAUGAAAGUGUUUCAAACUCAAUUGUUCUUAUGCAUUAUUGACAACGUAUAUGGAAUAACUUUUAUGAUGCUCGCUGCAAACAACAUAUUGAUGUCUAAUGAAAUAAAUUCAUCUCGCAUUACUUUAUCUUGUCUUUACGAAUCGAUUGUGAGAGCAUUUCAAAUUUUUUUUAUAGUGUAUGUAUGUUACACAACUUCUGAACAAGCUCGCACAAUUCCAAUUAUGUUGCAACAGAAAAACAAUGAAUGUUACUCUUUGUUAUGUAAUGUUAAAAAAAAAGUAAAUGACUUUGUUCUAGAAAUGUUAGACUUAAAGAUUGACUUUAUUAUUUAUGGUUUUAUACAGCUUGACUUUGCCAUGUUUAUUUCAAUAAUGGGUUCGAUAGUUACGUACCUCUUGAUUUUAGUUCAAUUAAAAACUGCAUCUGCAAGCGUAACACUGUCUAAAAAUGACACUAUUAGAUCAAAUUAAAAAAUUAUUAAUUUAUUGUUAAUAUAAUAUUAAAUAUAAUUAUACCUUUUUUGUUGUUUUGUGAUACUUGCAUCUUAUAGCUAGAAAUUUUAUUAUAGUUCUUACAAAAAAAAAUUAAUUUUAAAUUUGACAUUAAAAUUCUUUUUCGGGGAUUGUAGGGACCAUCGUGAAAUUAAAUCAUCAUCAAAAUCAUGUUAAAGUAGGUGUUUUAUUAAAAAUCAUAUUAAAAAUAUUUUUGGGUUGAAGUAAAAUUUACUUAUUAUAAAUUAAGUUUUUGUGAAUGUAAAUAAAAAUUUUAAUACUUCAAUGUAUUUUAAUAACUAUUUAAUGUUUUAUGUUAUUUGUUUAUAAACAACUGAUAUUUCAGUAAAUUGUAACUUAAAUUAUUGCAAUAAGUCUGUGAUUUUUUAGCUAAGAGGAAUAUCUAAAAAAGUUAUUUUAAAAAUGUCGAAACUAAAUUUUGAAAAUUUUUUUUAUUUGUAUGGAGCCUGGAUUUUUUUGACGUGCCUAGUUAUGUCCAAACAUAAACAAACUUUUUAUAUUUAGAGAGUUCAGUAAGUAAGGAAAGGGCUCUCACUGUUUAUAACAAUUGAUCUGUUUCGUUACUUACUGAACACUUUGUAUAUGAAUCUCCGACCACAAAUUCACAUUUUUAAAUUUCAUUUCCUGUUGCCCAACAUCAUAAAAAUAUGAUCCUCUUCUAACUUUUCAACUAUUUUUAAGAGACAGUUAAUAUUUAAAUCUUUUUAAAUAAAUGCUGAAAUUUUAAGUGCCUUUCUCUUCCUGGAAUAUUUCUAAACACUACUUUAUCUAGAAACAAAUUUCAAAAGUUCAAAAAAAAGUUGCUUGAAUCGAAUUUCUAUUUAGCAAUAUUAUACUUUAUGUAAGACACAUAUGGUCUCAAAGGAACCUUCGUGUUUUACAUUCAAAAUUGGAAAACACAAGUAAAUUAAAAUAUUUUAGUUUUCACCAAAAUAAAUUAUCCGUAAUCCUACAUUACAUAGUUGUGCUAUAUUUUUAAUUUAUAUCAAGGCUAAUCGAUUUUCAUAAAAACGAUAUGUAAAUUAUUUAACUUAAAUUUAUUUAAAACUGCUGUGUUCCUCUGCAUCUUAAUAAAUGAUUUAAUG
Messenger RNA from Daktulosphaira vitifoliae (grape phylloxera), 2444 nucleotides. RefSeq lists its product as uncharacterized. Gene Ontology annotation, biological process: sensory perception of taste. Lineage: Eukaryota; Metazoa; Arthropoda; Insecta; Hemiptera; Phylloxeridae. The record is from RefSeq and is a predicted model, not a curated record. Gene Ontology annotation, cellular component: membrane. Bases 265 to 1317 code for a protein of 350 amino acids. The transcript has 5 exons.